CCCCCUAUUAACUCCACAAUUGAAUUACAACCAUUUAGAUCUCGUUUCAGCGAAAACCUUCAAGAUGCAAAUCUUCGUUAAGACCCUCACCGGAAAGACAAUCACCCUUGAGGUGGAGAGUUCCGACACCAUCGACAACGUUAAGGCAAAGAUCCAAGACAAGGAAGGGAUCCCACCCGACCAACAGCGUCUGAUCUUCGCCGGCAAGCAGCUGGAGGAUGGCCGCACCCUGGCCGACUAUAACAUCCAGAAGGAGUCUACCCUCCAUCUGGUCCUCCGUCUCCGUGGUGGUAUGCAAAUAUUCGUGAAGACCCUCACAGGAAAGACAAUCACCCUUGAAGUCGAGAGCUCAGACACGAUUGAUAACGUUAAGGCUAAGAUCCAGGAUAAGGAAGGGAUCCCCCCAGAUCAGCAGAGGUUGAUCUUCGCCGGGAAGCAACUGGAGGAUGGUCGCACCCUCGCCGACUAUAACAUCCAGAAGGAGUCUACCCUCCAUCUGGUCCUGCGUCUCCGUGGAGGUAUGCAGAUCUUUGUUAAGACCCUGACCGGAAAGACCAUCACCCUUGAGGUGGAGAGUUCCGAUACAAUCGACAACGUUAAGGCUAAGAUCCAGGACAAGGAAGGGAUCCCCCCAGACCAGCAAAGGUUGAUCUUUGCCGGGAAGCAGCUCGAGGAUGGCCGCACCCUCGCCGACUACAAUAUCCAGAAGGAGUCUACACUCCACCUUGUGUUGCGUCUCCGUGGUGGUAUGCAGAUCUUUGUUAAGACCCUGACCGGAAAGACCAUCACCCUUGAGGUGGAGAGUUCUGACACAAUCGAUAACGUUAAGGCUAAAAUUCAGGAUAAGGAGGGCAUUCCCCCAGACCAGCAAAGGUUGAUUUUUGCUGGGAAGCAGCUUGAGGAUGGGCGCACCUUGGCCGAUUAUAACAUCCAGAAAGAGUCCACCCUUCACCUUGUGUUGCGCCUUCGUGGUGGUAUGCAGAUUUUUGUGAAGACCUUGACAGGGAAGACCAUCACUCUUGAGGUCGAGAGUUCUGAUACUAUUGACAAUGUCAAGGCAAAAAUUCAGGACAAGGAAGGAAUCCCCCCGGACCAGCAGAGGUUGAUCUUUGCAGGGAAGCAGUUGGAAGAUGGAAGGACCCUUGCUGACUACAAUAUUCAGAAGGAGUCUACCCUUCACCUUGUGCUCCGUCUUCGUGGUGGUUUUUAAGUGGUUGCAAGUACCAUUGGUUCUCUUUCUAUGUUAAUUUCCUCAAAUUUCAGAACUUGUUAAUGUCUGUGUAUGGGUCCGUCGUGGCCUUUUAAAUAUUUUGAAUAAUUCUGUACUGUUGUGAUUUCUGUAUCUUUUAAUGUCAAACUCUGCGUUUUUAUAUUAUUUAUGCUGUUUUGGUUU
Gastrolobium bilobum is the source of this 1393-nucleotide messenger RNA. Its product is annotated as polyubiquitin. Gene Ontology annotation, biological process: modification-dependent protein catabolic process; protein ubiquitination. Gene Ontology annotation, molecular function: protein tag activity; ubiquitin protein ligase binding. Gene Ontology annotation, cellular component: cytoplasm; nucleus. Lineage: Eukaryota; Viridiplantae; Streptophyta; Magnoliopsida; Fabales; Fabaceae. The record is from RefSeq and is a predicted model, not a curated record. The transcript has 2 exons. The coding region runs from base 65 to 1210 and encodes 381 amino acids.